AUGGCGACUGCGGAGGACGAGCAGCGGAUGCAGCUAGACGAAAACGAGGUCGAUAUCAACGACACCGAUUCGAGCAGCGAUGAUGGCGACUCCGGCGAUGAUGAUGCUUCCACACCCGUUUCCACACCCGUGGAAUGGCUUGCGACGGGCCGAGAGAGAAGAUCCACGGCUGGCAAUCGCAUGAAGUCGAUGCUUGCUGCGGAGGAACCAGAUGACGAGCUUGAACUCCUCUUCGCCGAGGAUGGCGACGACGCAGGUUUCACGGACGUCGAAGAUGAUGGAUCGGACGUACAUAUGGACUCGUCGUCUGACGACGAGGACGCACAAGAAAACGCCGAUGAAAUGGAGGGAGAGAAAGAGUUGGAGAAACAAGCCCGCGAGAGUAGACAAGCUGCGCGGAAGCGAAAGGCGCAAGAGGCCAUCCCGGUGAAGUUCCGGAAGAAGGUCAAGAUCGACACAUCACGAAUGGGGAGCUCAACACCUUCAGCACCGCAGCCGAAACCCAAGAAAAAGUCGGAAAGGACGAGCUGGCUGCCUUCACAGACCGAUAUGCCCACGCGAGCCUCAAGACGAGAGACGACGAUGUUGGGCAAAGAGCAGCUUCACAAGCAGAUGAUCGAGCGGGAAGUCAAGCGUCUUAAGCAGGUGGAAGCCAUGGAGCGGAAGGCCAAGAAGAUGGAGGCUCUCAAGAAACCACCCAUGACACAGGCCCAACGACUCGCGGAGGCCGCCCUGGUGGAAAAGAAGAAUGCUAAGAGUUUGAAUCGCUGGGAAGAGGCAGAGAAGCAACGGGAAGAGGAGAGAAAGGCAAAGCUGGCCGCUCUGAACAACCGGACAUUGGAGGGACCUGUCGUCACCUUCUGGAGCGGUGUUGGAGAGUGGAUCGACGGCAAGCUGAAGCAUGUUGGCAAGAUUGUCACGAUCGAGGAGAAGCCAAUCAAGAAGAAGCGAGCCUCUACUGCUGGUCACGAGGGACCAGUAGACUCAACAACCAAGGAGAAAGCUGCCCAGGUGGAGCCAACGCAGACCUCACCAACGGUGAAUGCUGGCAGCGGAGAUUCAGCGCCAAAGCUGGUAAAGGAGGCAGAUCAGAAAUCUGAAGGGGCAAAAGGGGUCGAGGACGAUGUCGCUCAUAAGGAGCCAGAAAUUGAGCAGCCGACGCCUUCGACAGAAACUCCCAAAGCGCCGCAGUUACCAACGCAACCAGCAGUUGCAGAGGUUGCUCCAAACCAGCCUGCCCCAGCAGCGGAUUCGCACACUUUGACUCCUACGCAGACUUCAAGUUCAGCAAGGUCCCAAGUACCAGCGCCCAAACCAUUAGGAAGUGAGCCUCCAACACAAGACCCUCACUCGUCCGCGAUGAAGCUUCCAGACCUUAAGCCACCUGACAUGAAACCACCGAGCUCAAGUCCGUAUACCACCAGCAUGUUUGCUCCACCACAGCAAUUGCCAUUGAUGAAGCCGCCGGAUAUGAAACCACCUUCGAACAGCUUCUUGGCACCGCCAGCCGGAGUCACUCAACACGGCUUGUCUAUGCCCAUGAUCGGAUAUCACUCUAGUCCUAACCAUAUCAAGACCUCUAAUGUCCUUGCGCACCCAAAUACCGCGCAAAGGCAGUCACCGCUCUCCAUGCCGCAGCCCCAAUCUCUUCCUCCUCCUGUGCCGACGCCACCCCGGCCUUCUCACACAACGCCGACAUCAACAUCGACAUCGACGCCCACACCCAAACCACCAACAAACCAAACUUCUCAGACAUCAUCUAUUCAAACCCCCAAGCCAUCAUCCAUCCAUACCCCUAAGCCAUCAUCCAUCCAAACUCCUAAGCCAACUUCGACUCCCCACCCUCAACCUAAGACACCUCUGAGUACUCUCAAAGCUACCAAGGCACAUGCUCAUAAACAGCCCAAGGAGACUGCACCACCCCCUCCGCCACCCCCGCCGGCCAAUGGCAAAGCAACCCGGAAUUGCAUCAUUCUCCAGAAUUUCAAUGAGGAUGCCGUUAAAGAGAAGGCCGUACAGAACCGUAUUCUGUUUGGCAACGAAAUGAGCAAGCUUCCAAAACAAGGACCGGCACCACGAUGCGCCAUCACGAAUCACCCAGCACGGUACAGAGACUCGAAGACGGGGCUUCCGUAUUCCAAUGCCUACGCAUAUCGGGAAAUACAGAAGCUGCGGCGCGGAGAGUACAAAUGGAGUCGUCUGCUGGGCGCCUGGGCGGGCAGCAAUUCUUCUGCGGCAAUAGGAGUACCGGAGAGAUUCCUGAAUCCUGAUGCACCUGGACCGCCGAAGAAGGACAAGGAGGAAAGGACACUUGAAAGUUCAAAGCCAGACGCCCCCGAAGCCGGUUCAACCAAGGCCGUAGAGACGGCAAAACAAGAUGCUUCCGAGUCAAGCAAAGUCUCAGCACCAACCGCACCAAGUGCACCGAGUGCGCCGAGUGCGCCGAGUGCACCGAGUACAGAGACAGCGAAUACUACCAAGGCCUCCUUUGCCCCGAGUGUUGAUCCUGUUCCAAAUGCAAUUCCAGCUGCGUCCGAGGUGCAGGAUGUGAGCACUACGAAUAGUGCUGCAGCUUCUACAUCGGUCGCAGAUCCCGUGCCGACUGUCACGUCGCCUGCGCCCUCGACCGCAACUCCUUCGGCUGCUGAGCCUGUCCCGUCGGCUUCUUCGACAGCUAUGGAUGGAGUAGAGAUGACGGCGCAGUAG
Messenger RNA from Anthostomella pinea, 2706 nucleotides. NCBI's taxonomy places the organism in Eukaryota, Fungi, Ascomycota, Sordariomycetes, Xylariales, Xylariaceae. The record is from the annotation of a GenBank genome assembly.